AUGGACAAAACAACCGUCCUUCGCACCACCACUCUCCUGGGUUUAGGAUCUGCCAUCUAUCUCUCAGGCAUCAACUUCUCCGCCUCUCAUCUCACUCUCCCAAUCCUCUAUCGUCUCCCAAAGGACACUAGCACAUCUGCCUUUGCCGAACUGUAUUCUCGUGGUGCAUAUACCGUCGUCCCGCUCGCUAUCUUCUCGACACUCUGUACGGGCGCAUCCGCUUACCUUGACCCUGAGAAACGCGUAGGAUAUGCCAUCGCAGCAGGGUUGACUUUUGCCACGUUGCCUUGGACUCAAUUCGCGAUGAUGGAGACGAAUAAAAAUCUGAUCAAGAUCUCUGAGGAGACGACAGUGAGCGAAAAAAAGAGUGACGGCGAGGUCGAGAGGAUGCUAAGGCAGUGGAAGUGGAUGAAUAUGGUGAGAGCGGCUUUGGCUGCUGUAGGGGCCGUGCUUGGGUUUGUUGUGGCUGUGGAGCGAGUGUAA
This is a messenger RNA of Rhinocladiella mackenziei CBS 650.93, 483 nucleotides long. RefSeq lists its product as uncharacterized. The transcript has a single exon. NCBI's taxonomy places the organism in Eukaryota, Fungi, Ascomycota, Eurotiomycetes, Chaetothyriales, Herpotrichiellaceae. The record is from RefSeq and is a predicted model, not a curated record. The coding region runs from base 1 to 483 and encodes 160 amino acids.